This is a messenger RNA of Chenopodium quinoa (quinoa), 669 nucleotides long. RefSeq lists its product as uncharacterized. The coding region runs from base 1 to 669 and encodes 222 amino acids. The record is from RefSeq and is a predicted model, not a curated record. The transcript has a single exon. Lineage: Eukaryota; Viridiplantae; Streptophyta; Magnoliopsida; Caryophyllales; Amaranthaceae. Gene Ontology annotation, molecular function: nucleic acid binding.
AUGAAGCAAUUAUCAUCUGAUUUCAAUGUUCACAAAUCAACAAUCACAAGAAUCUUCACAGACAUAAAAAGGCAGCUGGCAAUAGGGGACUUGAUUGAUGUCAGGACUAAAAAAAUUGGCAAAACAGGGAGAAAGCCAUUGCAAAUUUCUGAUGAAACUCUCCAGUCAGUCCCAUUACAUUUAAGGCAGACAGAAAGGAGCUAUGCAGGAGCAUUGAAGAUCAGUCUUAGUACAUUUCACAAUUUGAAGAAGAGAGGAAGGCUAAGAACACACACAUGCUGCAACAAACCAUUGCUGACAUCAGACCAUAAGGUUGCCAGACUAAGAUGGAUUUUGUCACAUAUAAAUCCAAUUACAGGGAAUGAGGACCCCACAUUUGUUGACAUGAGGAAUGUCAUACACUGUGAUGAGAAGUGGUUCUACUUAAACCCUGAUAAAAGGAGGUUUUAUCUACUGUCAAGUGAAGAGGAUCCUUACAUGGCAGUUCAGUCAAGAAGAUUCAAGCUCAAGCCAAUGUUCAUGGAAACUAUAGGGAAGCCAUUAUAUGGCAUAAAUGGAGAAAUGUUACAUGAUGGGAAGUAUGGCAUCUUCCCAUUCACUGUCCAGCAAGUAGCACAGAAAUCAAGCAAGAAAAGAGCAAGAGGGACUAUGGAAACAAAGGCACUCUAG